AUGUUUGCCACACGCGACCUCAAAAAGGGCGACGAAAUCUUUCUGGCAACUCCCAAUUAUAUCUGCAGGUGCCUCAUGUGCCUCGAGGAGGCAGAAAGCAUACGGAGAGAACUCGAAGAGGAAGCCAAAGAAGAGGAAGCCAAGAAGCUCAAAUCGGAGCUUGAAGAUUCAGGCAACGGUAAGUCUCCGGGGCCUUUGACGAAGGACAGCAAAGACGAUUCUCAAGAGCAGAAGAGGAAAGACGAUUCUCGAAGACUACCGGCCGGUACCCAAGCACCCGUCACUCAAGCAUCUCGCGGCCAUUUGAUCUGGACCACAACACUCACUCCGGACAACUUCAACGACGAGUAUGAUGGGUCCUCCGAGCAGUCUGACGAGCCUGAUAAGAUCAAUGACAUCAAAGGCAUUCAUGGCAUCAAUGUUAUUGAUGAUGCCUCUUCGGAUGAGUCCCGUUUGAGUACUAUACCCGAGGAAUCUGGCGAGGACGGGGACGGGGACGGGGAGUUCAACAUGAACAGCGGCGAGGACGACAGUAACUACACCGGCAAACGCCCGGACAGUCUAAGUAACCACUUACGGAGACCCGACUCGGGGUCCCGGGCGGACGCUCUUGUACCCCCACCAAACUUUUUGGAAGAGCCUUUUGAGCCUGAUGGAACAAGUGGUGACUACCGUGAAUAUUCCGAACAACUGAAUUAUUGGGUGGCUACUGCUUACAACGCUGCAUUUGCUCUUUGCAUGGCUGUUACUGUUUUCGCUGCUCAGCAACAUGGCGAUAAGGCACAUUGA
Molecule: messenger RNA, 789 nt
Organism: Colletotrichum gloeosporioides
Lineage: Eukaryota; Fungi; Ascomycota; Sordariomycetes; Glomerellales; Glomerellaceae
Exons: 2
Coding region: 1-789 (262 amino acids)
Source: RefSeq, a predicted model, not a curated record